Molecule: messenger RNA, 1573 nt
Organism: Candoia aspera
Lineage: Eukaryota; Metazoa; Chordata; Lepidosauria; Squamata; Candoiidae
Gene: C2H19orf53
Product: chromosome 2 C19orf53 homolog
Exons: 4
Coding region: 115-399 (94 amino acids)
Source: RefSeq, a predicted model, not a curated record
GGCAGCUGAGCCCUUUGGCGGCGGCGCUUUCUAUCCCGGCAGCUCCUGGGCAGUUCCGGCUCUGCUUCUCCGCUGCGUUCUCGGGGGCGGAAGGUGAAGAGCUGGCUGGGAUCGAUGGCGCAGGGCAAGCAGAAGUUCAAGGCGCGCAAGGCGGCUGCUGCGGGGAAGAAGGCGCCGGCUGCCCGGGGACCUCGCAAAGGAGGUCGUGUAAUUGCUCCCAAGAAAACACGUGUGAUCCAGCAGCAGAAACUGAAAAAGAAUCUGGAGGUUGCCAUCCGUAAGAAGAUUGAGCAUGAGGUGGUAAUGAAGGCCGAUGCUAAGUUACCCAAGAAACUUAGCGUGCUGAAGGCCCCCAAAGCAGAAACAAAGAAAGAUGCAGGCCACUCCAGCCGGUCUUAGCAAUGUUUCAUGCAUUGAAAUUGGCAAUUGUGGCUUGCAAUACCCUUCAGUUUGACUGUGUCCAUAGUAUCUGCCAUUUUGUUAGGUGGUCAUCCAGAAUGCUGCAUGUUUCAGUUGGUGGAGACGAGUUUUUUCCUACAUGAGAAACCACCUGGCUUGCUCCUGGCCUGAUACUGUAUUUGUGGCUAAUACAAUAGGUAUUAGGUCAUUUUCAAACCUGCCUUACUCUAGUUUAAGUCUCAACAAUUUUCCUGCUUUGUUUUUGGAUUUACGAUUUCAGUGAAAGCUGCUUUGUUUUCAUUCUAGUAUGACCUGGGCCAGAUUUGCAACUGGCUUAAUUGUGUUAGAUCAGCAAGGAAGAUCUCAUGUAAGUAUCCAGUGGGGGAGCAUAAUAACUCCUGGGAAUAAAGUUCACACCAAAGAAAGGCCACUAGAUUACCUUCCCUUGCUAGAAAUAAAACCCAUGUCUAUCCGUAUGAUCUAAAUUCUGCAAAACUGAGGUCUAGUCAGAUUGUUUUAUACAUAUUUAGAAUUGACAUAUGGGCUAUUGUGGAACCACAGAAUUCAGUGUGUUUGCAUCAGAUGUGGAUCUGCAUCCCUACAUUCUGUUUUGAAUCAAGAGGCAGAAAUGGCAGUCUUGAGCUUACAGUUCUCAAUUGUUUGAAUGUUAGCCAUCCUGGAAAGUAGCUUGGCUUACUGUGAGCUACUGUGUAGCUUGGCUUACUGUGAACUACAGCUACUAUGCUGUGAGCUCUCUUGCCCUUUGCCUCUACCUGCUGCCCUCUGAUAAGUAUAACACGCUAGUGAUACUUUUUUGUUUGCUGAUUCUUGUCCUUUUUAUCCUUAUCUCAGCCCUCAUCUGCUUAUUGCACUUGAAUAUGAUGAUAUUGCAAUUGAAUAUUUGAUAUGUUGACGUCAUCACACAUUUGACAUCAUUUGCCCCUACCUGCAGAUAUCCAUAUUAGUUCAAGAGUGCAAGCUGUUAAUGUUUCUAUAUAUUUUACCCCACUUUAAAGUAGCCUGGGGAACAACCCUGAACUAUGGUGUAUUUUCUAAUCAGCAAUCCAAAACCUAUUUUUAAAGAAGUUUAAUUGCUGCAAAUGUUUGCUUAUAACUAAGCUGUGUCUUUGUAUUACAUUUUAAAAAAUAAAUAAUCUAAGAAGUACAUUCUUAA